AUGCGCCGUACGUCGGUAUCGCUACCGACCAACAAGAUCGCCCACGACCCUCACGAGAAACGCGACCGCUAUCAAGCAAACCACCAAGGAGCCGGCAUCCUGGAGAAGGCAAGCGCAAUCAUGUCACAGGCCAAGCAGGCCCGGUGGUUGAAGACCACUGCGAUCCUCUUGACCGUAGUCUUCCUCUUCUACUAUUUCUCGCCUUCCGGCGUUGAUCUGUACCACGAGGUCUCCUCGUCCAAGGGCAACGCUGGUGGCCAGGUUCCUACCGAUUCAUCCUACGGCACCGACCGCUGUACCAAAUCGAGCUCCAAGGAUAAGCCCAUUGUCCAGUAUGUCUCCAUGAUUGACGCUGGCAGCACUGGCUCUCGCAUCCACGUCUACAAGUUCAACAACUGCGGCGCCACUCCCGAGCUCGAGAACGAGGUCUUCAAGAUGACCAAGAAGAUCGAGGGCCAGAGCAGCGGUCUGAGCGCCUACCCCGACGACCCCAUCGCUGCCGCUAAGAGCCUGGAUAGUCUGAUGGAGGAGGCCCUCAAGACCGUUCCCGACAAGCUGAAGGCCUGCAGCCCUGUCGCUGUCAAGGCCACCGCCGGUCUCCGUCUUCUGGGUGCUGAGAAGAGUCAGCGGAUCCUCGACGCCGUCCGCGAGCACCUCGAGACAAACUACCCUUUCCCAGUCGUCUCCAAGGAGGAGAACGGUGUUGCCAUCAUGGACGGCUCCGACGAGGGCGUCUAUGCCUGGAUCACCACCAACUAUUUGCUCGGCAACAUCGGCGCUCCGGAGCACCAGGAUACCGCUGCCACCUUUGAUCUUGGCGGAGGCUCAACCCAGAUUGUCUUUGAGCCCAACUUCAAGGGUCUCAGCCAGGGCGGUAUGCCCGAGAAGCUCGCUGCGGGUGACCACAAGUACGACCUCGAUUUUGGUGGCCGCCACUUCACUCUUUACCAACACUCUCACUUGGGCUAUGGUCUGAUGAGCGCCCGCGAGGCCAUCCUCAAGACCCUGGUCGAGGACUAUGCCGAAUCUAAGAAGUCCGACAGCACCUGGACCAGCUCUCCCGUCGUCAACCCUUGUUUCUCGACCGGCAUGUCCAAGACUGUCAAGGUCAAGCUGGGCGAAGGCCACCCGCUCGGCAGCGUCAGGGAGUUCAACAUGACUGGGCCUUUGACUCCUGCCCCGGCCCAGUGCCGUAACCUCGCCGAGCGCAUCUUGAAGAAGGAUGCGACCUGCGCCCUGGCCCCUUGCUCCUUCAACGGUGUCCAUCAACCUUCGAUUGCUAAGACCUUCGCCAAGGAGGACAUCUUCUUCCUGUCCUACUUUUACGACCGCACUCAGCCUCUUGGCAUGCCCGAGUCCUUCACUCUGCGUGAGAUGGCCGAUUUGACCAGCCGCGUUUGCGGCGGUGAGCAGGCGUGGGACAUCUUUGGCAGCGUCCCUGGCGCCCUCGAGGAGCUCCGGGACCGCCCUGAGCACUGCCUGGACCUGAACUUCAUGGUUGCCCUCGCCCACACCGGCUACGAGAUGCCCAUCGACCGCGAGGUUCGGAUCGCCAAGAAGAUCAAGGAGAACGAGCUGGGAUGGUGCCUGGGAGCUAGUCUGCCUCUGCUGCAGAAGGGCUCAGGCUGGACCUGCAAGGUCACCGAGGUGCACUAG
Molecule: messenger RNA, 1656 nt
Organism: Thyridium curvatum
Lineage: Eukaryota; Fungi; Ascomycota; Sordariomycetes; Thyridiales; Thyridiaceae
Exons: 2
Coding region: 1-1656 (551 amino acids)
Biological process (GO): protein N-linked glycosylation; nucleoside diphosphate catabolic process
Cellular component (GO): Golgi apparatus; membrane
Molecular function (GO): UDP phosphatase activity; GDP phosphatase activity
Source: RefSeq, a predicted model, not a curated record